GUACAGCGAAGUUAUUAACUUUUGACCGCCUCCUUCCGAAACAUGGCUGCUCCCAUACUACCCAGACGAGAAUUGUUCACUUUGGCAAGGAUAUUGAGGGGAAUUUCAGAAAGGGGACCGAGAGGCUUUAUUGCAUGCUCCAGUUACAGAAAAUCUAGUAUAAUCAGGUUCCUCCUCCCACUGACACCCAGUGCUUCCUUCCAAACAGCAUCAUGGUUGUCAUCAACACCCUCAAGAAUUACUGUCACCGAGGAGCCAGACACACUCUUCCAGAAGGUGGACAUUUUGGUCAAAGGUCAUGACAGGGCUGUGUUGGACAGCUAUGAAACUUUUGCUACCUCGGCUGCUAAAGAGCUGAGCAUCACCAUCAGCAAAAUUUUUGAACCACCUAAGGACAUUGAAAGGUUUACACUCCUGAAGUCAGUACACAUCUUCAAAAAUCACAGGGUCCAGUAUGAGAUGAGAACACACUAUCGGCAAAUUGAGCUUUCACAUAUCACAGGUAGCACUACCCAAGUAUACCUUGAAUAUAUCCAGAGGAACCUUCCAGAAGGUGUAGCCAUGGAGGUGACAAAGACUGCCAUGGAGAAGGUUCCAGAUCACAUUCUUGAACCCAUGUGGAAGGACCACCCUUCUGAUGGCAAACCCAGCCAAUAAAAGCAGCCAUAGUUAACAGAUGCUUAUGAAUGCAUUUUCUCUCCUUGGAAAGUAAAACCAGCAUUUAUAAACCAAUGACUUGCUCAUGUAAGAAUGAAAGGUAAACAUAGAAAGCUGGUGACAGAUCCUGUUCAGCUGCAGAACUUGCAUUGUUUGUCAAAAUGUGACAUUUGACAUUUCCAGGUAUUCAUGUACUGGCAGUUUGUUUGGAAUCCAUCCUACGUGACUAUAAGUAAAUUCAUUGUACCUUGA
Molecule: messenger RNA, 909 nt
Organism: Melanotaenia boesemani (Boeseman's rainbowfish)
Lineage: Eukaryota; Metazoa; Chordata; Actinopteri; Atheriniformes; Melanotaeniidae
Gene: mrps10
Product: mitochondrial ribosomal protein S10
Exons: 7
Coding region: 43-657 (204 amino acids)
Biological process (GO): translation
Cellular component (GO): mitochondrial small ribosomal subunit; ribosome; mitochondrion
Molecular function (GO): structural constituent of ribosome
Source: RefSeq, a predicted model, not a curated record